AUGCGGGGCGAGACGCUACGGGAGAGCAUCAAGCGUCACGAGCACUUCCUGGCUCUCCGGCUAGGACUGGGCCCUGGCAUGAAGGUGCUGGAUGUGGGGUGCGGCAUCGGUGGGCCGUUGAGAGAAAUCGCACUAUUCAGCGGAGCCACGGUAACGGGGCUCAACAACAACGAGUACCAGAUCUCCCGCGGCAAGGUGCUGAACAGGCGGCACCGAGCACUGGAGGCGUGCGGGUUCAUAAAGGCGGACUUCAUGAGCAUCCCCGUGCCUGACGCUUCCUUCGACGCCGUCUAUGCCAUCGAAGCCACUUGCCACGCCCCCGACGCCGUGGGGUGCUACAGCGAGGUGAAGCGAGUGCUGAAGCCAGGGCAGUGCUUUGCGGCCUACGAGUGGUGCCUCACAGAUGCCUACGACCCCAACAACCCCCAGCACCAGGAGGUCAAGAGGGAGGUGGAGCUGGGCAACGGGCUGCCAGACAUCCGCACCACGGCGCAGGUCCGCCAGGCGCUGCUGGACGCGGGCUUUGAGCUGCUGGAGGCAGCAGACCUGACGGAGACAGCGGAGGUGGCGUGGCACAAGCCGCUGGACCCCAGCUAUUUCUCGCUCUCGCAGUUCAAGCUCACCCGCCUCGGCCGCUUCCUCACCACCACCCUCGUGCAAGUGCUGGAGAGGCUGCAGAUUGCGCCAGCUGGCAGCUACCGUGUGCAGAAGUUUCUGGAGAGAGGGGCCGAUGCCCUCGUGGAGGGCGGCAAGAGAGAGAUUUUUACACCCAUGUAUUUCUUCCUCGCUCGCAAGCCUCUGUAG
This is a messenger RNA of Closterium sp. NIES-65, 804 nucleotides long. The record is from the annotation of a GenBank genome assembly. NCBI's taxonomy places the organism in Eukaryota, Viridiplantae, Streptophyta, Zygnematophyceae, Desmidiales, Closteriaceae.